UCUGUAUCCGUAUCACUUUUUAUAAUGUCUUCCAGGAAGUAGACAUUUUUUCUUGAAGUUUAAAUGUCAAGUGUAAUGCCAGCGACUCAAGUCUGAGGGACACACGCGUUGACGGCGACCCGUCGUCGCUCUUGCUGGCCGCCAUGUCGGACUCUUUGGACCGGUCCGCGAGGAUCAACCUGUUGAAGGAGCCGGUGGUGAAGAAGCUCUGCGAGGUGUUGGACAAAUCCAGCAAUAAAGGAUGGCGAAAACUUGGAGAGAUAGUCGGCAACGACAGGCGGUUUAAAGUCAGCUCCGACGACAUGGAGAUGUGCUCCCUGAAGGUGCUGGAGCUCGAGGGAAGCCCGAGCCGCACGCUGCUGAGGCUGAUGGGAGAUCGAGGCUGCACAACGGGUCACCUGGUGGACUACCUUCAAACGCUGGGCAACUCCGAGGUCCUGCAGGGCCUGAAGCCAUCAGCCCUGCAGAUCCUCAUUCAACCUCAGUCGGUGGCUCUUAUAUCUGGACACAAUCUUCGCCUGAGCUGCCACGCUGUGGGAAAACAUCCAGUCCAGUACCAGUGGUUCAAGACCAAUGAAGAGGUGCCGAACGGCUUCUCCUCAGACUUGGUGAUGAGUCCGGUCCAUCUGAGGGACGCCGGCUUUUACAUCUGCAGGGUCAACUGCGGAGAUACUUUUGAGUUCAGCCAGUGGGCUCAGGUGGACGUCCUGAAUGUCACCGUGUCCUGCGGGCAGAGCUAUCAUUCCUUAGAGGGUCGGCUGAAGUUGGUGAUCCAGCCUCGGUCCCAGUGGCUGCACGUUGGGGAAACCCUGCAGGUGGAGUGUGGCGCCGUGGGACGGCCGAUCCCUCGAUACCAGUGGCACAGGAAUGGAGUCCCGGUACCCAACGCCACAAAGAGGAAACACAUGAUUCCUCACUCGACGCAGGAUCACCACGGCAGGUAUCGCUGUGAGAUCAGCAGCGGCACGGAGAGAAUGUGGACCAACGAAGUCGACGUUGUGAUCGCACCGAGGAUAUCUGUCCAGAUGUCAGAGGCAAUGGAGUGCUCUGAAGACGAUCUUUACGGCAUUGGAGGCGGAUGCAGUGAAUUUUUCCUGAAUAAUGUCCCUGAAGAACUUCAUGCAACUGACAAAGUGGCGCUGCUGAUCGGGAACAUGUCUUACCAAAACCACCCGCAGCUCAAAGCUCCCAUGGUGGACGUGUACGACCUCACCAACCUGCUGCGCCAGCUCAACUUCCAGGUGGUCUCACUGCUCGACCUCACCGAGUCGGAGAUGAGAAACGCUGUCGACGAGUUCCUGUUCCUGCUUCACAAGGGCGUCUACGGUCUGCUGUACUACGCGGGUCACGGAUACGAGAACUACGGCAACAGUUUCAUGGUGCCGGUAGACGCACCGAACCCGUAUCACUCGGCCAACUGUCUGUGUGUGCAGAGCAUCCUCAAGCUGAUGCAGGAGAAGGAGACCGGCCUCAAUGUGUUCCUGCUGGACAUGUGCAGGAAGAGGAAUAUUCAUGAUGACAGCACUCCAAACAUCGUCCUGAGGGUCACGGCAAACAUCGUCUUUGGAUACGCGACGUGCCAGGAUGCCGAGGCCUUCGAGCUGAGCUCCAGCGGCUUCACCAACGGUGUGUUUGUCAAGUUUUUGAAGAAGCGGCUCCUCGACGAUGAGAAGAUCACCGUGCUGCUGGACCGCGUCGCCGAGGACAUGGGUCAGUUCGACGCUACGAAGGGCAAGCAGGCUCUGGAGAUCCGCAGCAGUCUGUCGGAGAGGAGAGCGCUGACCGAUCCUAUCCUGCCCGGCAACAGCGUCGAUCUCGCUCACACUCGCAGCCUCCAGUGGUCCAAGGCUCACGAGCUCCCUGAGAGCAUGUGUCUCGACUUUGACUGCGGGGCUCAGAUCAAGUUGGGCUUCGCUGCAGAGUUCUCCAACGUGCUCGUCAUAUACACUCACAUCGUCAAGAAGCCAGAGGACAUGUCCUCCUGCCGGGCUCACGUCACCAACUUCUCACAGGACGUUGAUGUUGAUCCCAAAGAGAUGAACAGAGAGACUCCAGAGGAGACGGGGAUCUACCUGCUGUCCAGCAACCUGCCGCAGCACUGCCUGUACACCAGAGUCAGCUCACUGCAGAAGCUCAGGGAGGAGCUGGUCUUCACCGUGUGCCUUCAGGGCACCUUCACCGCCAUGGAGGACGAAUCGGUCCACUGGACCAAAAGCAUCAACAUUGGCAAGCCGCUCAUCGCCCGACUGGACCUGAACCGGGCCGUGCGGCGAAACAGCUGCCUGCAGACCUGCCUGAUGGCCCACAGCCCGUCGCACAGCCCCUGCCAGAGCCCCGGGCCGGAACACCACCUCCAACCCCUCCAUUACAGGCCGCACCAGACCCAGGACUACAACCGCCUGUCACCGCAGCACCACUCCCCGGACGUCUACGAGCACCAGGGAGCGGCGGGAGGCUGCGGGGAAACCUUCGGCGACAACGUCGGACAAUCUCGCCACGAACCUGCGUACGGCUCGGCUGGUGGGCUUUCAAGCUCACCGGGGGGGCUCAGCAUCCCUAUAGAGACCACCGAGGACAUCAACGAGCUGCAGGCUGUGUUCAUUAACAGUCUGCAGCUUCAGCAGCAGUGAACGCUUUCAAUGUUUAACGUUGUAUCUGGUAAACCGCUGCUCUUUCUGUCACAUGCUGUGACAUCAUACCAUUUUUCUUUUUUUAUAAUAUAUUCUUCCAGUUAUUAGCAUUAUUUGUCUCAACACGCUGUAUAUGGAUACUGACUUUUGUACUUGAUUUUUAAAGUGUUGUGUAAAUAAAUAUAUGUUAAGCAGACUGAAAAAGUGUUUUGUAGAGGUUGGUAAUGAUCAAGAUCAGAUUAGUCAGAUCUUUUUGUUGUUGGAUGCACCUCUUACAAAAUGUCAAAUGUGCAAAGAUUGAAGUUGCAUUGAGUUAUAUCAACAUUUUUUAAUUGAAUUAACCAGAGGAAAGAAAGUGAUCGCUCAAAACAAUCCGUCACCAUUAAAAACCUCAAACCUC
Molecule: messenger RNA, 3030 nt
Organism: Pseudoliparis swirei
Lineage: Eukaryota; Metazoa; Chordata; Actinopteri; Perciformes; Liparidae
Gene: malt1
Product: MALT paracaspase 1
Exons: 17
Coding region: 144-2630 (828 amino acids)
Biological process (GO): proteolysis
Molecular function (GO): cysteine-type endopeptidase activity
Source: RefSeq, a predicted model, not a curated record